This is a messenger RNA of Sabethes cyaneus, 1059 nucleotides long. RefSeq lists its product as uncharacterized. The transcript has a single exon. The record is from RefSeq and is a predicted model, not a curated record. The coding region runs from base 1 to 1059 and encodes 352 amino acids. NCBI's taxonomy places the organism in Eukaryota, Metazoa, Arthropoda, Insecta, Diptera, Culicidae.
AUGGAGAGGUUAGAACAAAAUCGCAUAGAAACACUGAAAUCGCAACAAAUACACUUGAAAUACUACCGCCGUUACGUAGAUGAUUGCUUUUGCAUUGCUAACACUAACCACGUUGCUGAGAUCUUACGCACUUUCAAUGAAUACAAUGACAAACUACGCUUUACUAUUGAAAACGAGCUGGAAAACAAACUAAAGUUGCUAGACAUGAUGAUCAUAAGAACAAACAAACAUUUAGAAAUGUCCUGGAUGCCGAAAUAUGUCGACGGGAGAUACUUAGACUUCUCGUCCGAAUCACCCUUUUCACAUAAAGCAAACACGGCGAUCGCACUAAUAGAUAGUGCGAUUAAACUGUCCGACGGGAACAACCGUCCUCAGGCAAUACGCACAGCUAAAAGUAUGUUGGAAUCAAAUAAUUACCCAGGAUGGUUCAUCAACCGGCUUACCAAGCAACGAACCCACAAACAUUAUAACAGCUUGAGCACUGUCGAAAAGCCUCAGAUCAAAUAUGCAUCCAGCACUUACAUACCGGGACUCAGUGAAAAACUUGGCAAAAUAUUACGCAAGCAUGACAUCCAGCUUGCCUACAAACCUAAAAACAAAGUUAAACAGAACGUGUAUAGCAAGCUGAAGGAUCCUAUCGCACCAGGGAAGCAGACAAACGUCAUAUACUCCAUCCCGUGUGGUACUGACGACGGCAAAGUAUACAUCGGGCAGACAGGGAGGAAGUUGGAGGUGAGGGUAGCGGAACACAAGAACGACACUAAGAAGAAGGAUGCUAGAACUGGACUAGCACAACACACUAUCCAUGAUGGCCACCUCUUCAAAUUUGACGACACCCGAAUAGUUGCAAGAAUCGACGACCAGGAGACCAGACUCACAGCAGAGGUAUUUCACAUUAAAGUGCUCGGUGAAGAUAGAACGGUCAACCUGCAGCGUGAGUGUGGAAAUUUCAACACAGCAUACGACGGGUUAAUACCAAAACUCCGUCGUAUACAAACGAAAAACAACCCAACCCACGGAGGAUCAACACAACACAGAACCGAUGAUACCACGGAAUAG